AUGUCGACCAUAUUUCUAUCAUCGUUGAUAUUCCUAUUGGAAUCAACUCAUGCAUAUCCCGUUCUGUUCAAACGAAGCAAUUAUAAUAAUCUUAAUAAUCCAAAUCAAACUCCUCCACCUCGAUUUUCAUUUCCUCAAAAUGGUAACACCCCAAAUCCAAAUCCAAAUCCUGAUGUCGAUGAAUCAUUAGGAGAAUUAUUCCUCAUCACUUUCUUCACUUUCAUAACGUUAUUCAUUAUCUUUUUAGUAUCAUCGAUUGUAUUCUUUAUCAUAAAACGUAAAUUAAGAUUAAAUGAUGAUGAUUUAUCAAGACAAGAAGAAAAUCAAGCAUACCUUGAAUUAAACUCCAAUGAAUUAGAAUUAUACUUACAAUCGAAAGAAUACCUUCAAUCAAUCCCUUAUUUCAGAGGUGAUUUAACCCUUUCACAAAACUUAUCCAUCCAAGAAAAAGGGGUAAAUGCCUAUGAAUUCAUUAAAGAUAGUCUGUUAACUAAUAAUGAUAUCAUAAUCUUGAAUAAAUUCGAAUUGGAUUUCUUUAAGAAUUUCGAAUGCUCAAUCAUGACCAAUUAUCCUUUACUUAUGAAAAAUGAUGUUUAUUAUUUCGAAUCAAAAAUUUAUUCCUUACCCAACCCUGAAGAAACCGUCAUCUCCAUCGGAUUCAGUAUUAAACCAUAUCCAUGGUUUAGAUUACCCGGUAGACACGCCCAUUCCAUCUCGUAUGAUUCCAACGGGUAUAGACGUUAUAAUCAACCAUUUAAAUUCGAAUAUGAUCCUCCAUUUCCUAAAUUCGCUGUGGGAGAUGUGAUAGGUGUAGGUUAUAGAGUUAGAAGUGGGACGGUAUUCUUCACUAGAAAUGGGAAAAAAGUAAAUGAAUCUAAAAUCGGAGGUCAUAUUAAGAAUUUUAAAAUCCCUCAUCAAGGUCAAAUCUUUCCUAUUAUCGGUGCUAAUAAUUUAUCCACUGUUCAUGUUAAUUUAGGACAAAGAGGAUUUGUAUUCAUAGAGGCCAAUGUUAAAAAUUGGGGUUUAGCCCCUAUAGAAGGAAAUGGACCUGCUCCACCUGCUUAUAAUAAAUUCAAUGGUGAUAUCUUAUUGGAAAGAUCUGAAAUUGAUGAUGAUAAUAAUGAUUUAAGUGAUCGUGAAAAUGAUUUCCCUCCUGAUUUUUGGGAUGUUCAUAAUGAUGAAAUGGGGAAUAAUAAUGAAGGUAAAUUCAUUGGAUCUGAUAAUGAUGAUAUUAUAGAUCAAGAUAAAUUUAGUUAUAAUGCUUAUAGUGAUAUUAAUUCGAAUGAUGAAAGAAUUACAUUACAUAGUAUAGCAGUCACCCGUCCUGAAAGACCUCCUUCAUAUAAUAGUGAUCAAGAAGAAGAAGAAGAAGAUAGUAAUGAUAUCACCACAUCCACUGCAGGAGAUGUGACAGCAGUGACAGCGGUUGAAAAUUUCAUUGAAGAAGAUAAUGAUCAUGAAGAUAAUCUCGAUACAGAAGAAAUCCUCGAUGCAAGUAGUGAUAUAGAAGAUGACCAUACCGUUCAUCAACAUGACGACAACAAUGACGAUAAUUAA
Molecule: messenger RNA, 1557 nt
Organism: Scheffersomyces coipomensis
Lineage: Eukaryota; Fungi; Ascomycota; Pichiomycetes; Serinales; Debaryomycetaceae
Exons: 1
Coding region: 1-1557 (518 amino acids)
Biological process (GO): protein transport to vacuole involved in ubiquitin-dependent protein catabolic process via the multivesicular body sorting pathway
Cellular component (GO): endoplasmic reticulum
Molecular function (GO): protein binding
Source: RefSeq, a predicted model, not a curated record